AACCAACCAUCCCACUUUCAUUUUUUCCUUAAGUAACCAUCUGUCUUAUGUAACCAAACAUAACAUCAUAAUACUAUUUACCUAUUUAUGUUGACUAUGUUACGUAUAGUGUAUGAGACCAGCCUGGCUAUGCAUGUCUUGAGGGAAGGAACAUGCCACCAUGCACUUUUGGACUAGACAAACACUCUGAGCAUGAAUUAUAUGAAUUCGUCCUAAAUAGUCCCUGCACACGUUUUCAUGUGUGAACAUGGGUUAUGGUGAUUUGAAACAGUCAAUUGAAAUAAACUGCUCAGUAUGUACAGCAACAACUAACAAACAUCAGAGAAGCAUUAGCUAGCACACAGUUAGAAAACCAAUAACCGUUGUGUGGGAGUAAUGGGUGAUUCCACGAGACAAGAAACGCGCUCGCGCUUCCUGUGGUGUUCUUCCAACACUAUGAGCACAAGCUUGCGCCGCAUUGGUUUGGCAGUGAGAGCGCGAAGGACCUGAUCUCAGUAACCCGCAGGGUCUUUUGAGCAUGUGAUGCCAAGGAUUGCAGAGAGAGAUCACCACUGUCCAGCCAGUGUGAGAAACUCAGCCUCUCUUCUCUCCAGCUCCCUUAUAUCACUCAAACUACACCCCCUUCCCAGUGAUGCCAGGAACAUGCAUCAGCAGCUCUUUGAAACCAAGAGGUAAUCAUCCCUAACCCUACCCUGAUUUAGAGAGGGGCACCCAUGUUACGCCCCACCCUGUGCACCCACCACCACCCACCAGCUGCCUGCUGCGCCGAUCUUCCAGUGCUACACCAUCCCUCCCCUGACCCACUAUCCCACUCACCCGCACUGCUACCACCAUGGCCAGGGAGUCCAAACACCCCUCCCUUUCCCAUUACUGCUUCCUCUUCCUACUGACUACCAAAUGCUACUGGCUGUUGGUGUCUGCCACUCAGAAGGUCUCGGACCCGCAGCUGCCUCUGCAGGAGUAUGCCCACUCUAUCCGGCUGGACGGUGACAUCAUGCUAGGUGGCCUAUUCCCUGUGCACUCCCGUGGCGAGAGAGGAGUCCCCUGCGGGGAGCUGAAGAAGGAGAAGGGCAUUCAUAGGCUGGAGGCCAUGCUGUUUGCCAUUGACCUGAUCAACAAGGACCCAGAGCUGCUACCAAACGUGACCCUGGGGGCGCGCAUCCUGGACACGUGUUCCAGAGACACCUAUGCCCUGGAGCAGUCACUGACCUUCGUCCAGGCACUCAUCGAGAGGGAUGGCUCGGACGUGCGCUGCGCCAACGGGGACGCACCCAUCUUUGCCAAGCCGGAUAAGGUGGUGGGGGUCAUAGGGGCAGCGGCUAGCUCGGUGUCCAUCAUGGUGGCCAACAUCCUGCGGCUCUUCAAGCUAUAGGAGACUCUACAUAAGAAAUCUACGUAAGAAGACUCCUUGAAGUGUCACCAACAACGACUGAGCUGCUACAACUUUGAGGAGUCGCCACGUAACACAGGAUGCAGUUAGCAAACCUUUGCACGAGGAAGGACCUGAGCUUUCCUUAUUAUUGUCAGUCUUUGUGGCUCACGGGAACUGUGAACCGACAGAGUACUCAGAAAUGUUGUUGAAAGAGAGGGGCCUACAACCAAACAUAUAAAUCAUAAGUAAAUAAGGGAAGUUUGUGUGGGCAAUGAGUCGGACACAAAGGAUUUACUUCAGACACCCGACAAGGCCCAAAUCCCUGUCAUUCGCAUGAGAAAGAGACGGAGAUAUCGGGGAUGUAGGUCGGGGUACCCUGUAAGGACCCGACGGCAAGUGGGUAAUCUGCAUCUACCAUCAGUCAAAUUAGCCAAUAUACAUUCAUUGGAUAACAAAAUAGACAAGCAACAAUCACGAAUA
Molecule: messenger RNA, 1852 nt
Organism: Salvelinus sp. IW2-2015
Lineage: Eukaryota; Metazoa; Chordata; Actinopteri; Salmoniformes; Salmonidae
Source: RefSeq, a predicted model, not a curated record